Messenger RNA from Acinonyx jubatus (cheetah), 4705 nucleotides. RefSeq names its product mucin-4-like. The coding region runs from base 1 to 4698 and encodes 1565 amino acids. The record is from RefSeq and is a predicted model, not a curated record. The transcript is spliced from 3 exons. Lineage: Eukaryota; Metazoa; Chordata; Mammalia; Carnivora; Felidae.
AUGGCACGCUCUUCAGUCACUUCUGCUUCAGAGACAACAGCGUCUUCUCAAAGCCACAGGACACAGAACAAGGACAGCACCAGAGAAUCUCAAAGCAGCACGAGAUUGGCAGUGAUCACAACAACGCCUUCAUCCUCCCUAAAUGGACACACCCUUACAGAGAGCACCUCACAGGAGACAUCCACCUCUGGGGAAGCAAGGACUUCAUCUCCUUCCAGCAUCAGCCACAAACCUUCCACAGUGUCAGAAAUGCCCAUGUCAACAAUCUCCACAGAAGACACUUCAGCCUCUUCCAGUACAAGCAACAGACAUCAAAUGACAUCAGAGUUCCGCCAGUCACCAAUCUCCACAGACACCACUGUGGGAAACACACAACACACAUCAUACCCUGAAACACCAAAUUAUACUGUAGUCACCUCAAUACUCUCAAGGACAACUGGAGUAGAGGAACAGUCCACGGCACCCACUUCCAUCACUUCUGCUUCAGAGACAACAGCGUCUUCUCAACGCCACGGGACUCAGACCAUGGACACCAUCAGGGAAUCUCAAACCAGCACUAUCUCAGCAGUGAUCACAUCAACUCCUUCAUCAUCCCUAAGCGGACACACCCUUACAGAGGGCAUCUCACAGGAGACUUCCACUUCUGGGGAAGCACGCACUUCAUCUCCUUCUAGUGUCAGCCACAAGCCUUCCACGGUGUCAGAAAUGCCCACGUCAACGUCCUCCACAGAUGACGCUUCAGCCUCCUCCCCUGCAAGCAACUCACAUGCAGGGACAUCAGAGGUUUCCAUACCACCAGUAUCAACAGACACCACUGGAGGAAACACAAAACACACAUCGCACUCUGAAGCAGCAAGUUUUGCCCCAGUCACCUCAACACUCUCAAUGUCAACUGGACUAAGAGAACACUCCAUGGCACGCUCUUCAGUCACUUCUGCUUCAGAGACAACAGCGUCUUCUCAAAGCCACAGGACACAGACCAAGGACAGCACCAGAGAAUCUCAAAGCAGCACGAGAUUGGCAGUGAUCACAACAACGCCUUCAUCCUCCCUAAAUGGACACACCCUUACAGAGAGCACCUCACAGGAGACAUCCACCUCUGGGGAAGCAAGGACUUCAUCUCCUUCCAGCAUCAGCCACAAACCUUCUGCAACCUCAGAAAUGCCCCCGUCAACAUCCUCCACAGAUGACACUUCAGCCUCUUCCCAUGCAAGCAACUCACAUGCAGUGACAUCAGAGCUUUUCAUAACACCAGCAUCCACAGACACCACUGUAGGAUACACAAAACAUACAACACACCCUGAUAUAGGAAUUUUUACUCCAGUCACCUCAACACUCUCAAGGACAACUGGAGUAGAAGGACACACAACACACUCCUCUUGCAUUACUUCUACUGCAGAGAUGACAGCAUCUUCUCAUGACUACAGGACUCAGAGCACGGAGACCAGCAGAGAAUCUCAAACCGACACUACGUCUGUCUUCAUCACCUCAACUCCUUCAUCUUCCCUAAAUGGAGACACUCUUACAGAGAUCGUCUCACAGGAGAUAUCCACCUCUAGGAAAGAAAGCACCCUAUCCUCUUCUAGUGUCAGCAUUGCACCUCUAACAACAUCAGUUUUAUUGACAGUACCAACCUCAACAGAUACCACUGUAGGUAAUGGAAAGGACACAUCAACUCCUAUUACUAGAACUGUUAUUCCAGUCCCUUCAACAGUACCCAUGAAAAGUGGACUAGAAGUACAAUCAAUUGCAAUCUUUUCCAGCAUAUCUACUCCAGGAACAUCAGCAUCUACCCAGAAUUACCAGACUCCAAGCAUAGAGACCACCAGAGAAUCUGAAUUCAGUGAAAUUACAUCAGCAACCACAUCAGCUCUUUUAUCUUUACCCAGUGGACAUACUCUUUCAGGGAAAAUUCCCCCGGCAAUAUCUCCUUCAGGUAAAGCAAUCACUUCACCUACUUCCAGUGACAGUAAAACACCUUUGAUGACAUCAGAGACUUUGACAGCCUCAACUUCAAUAGACACUACUGUGGAAAAUACAGGCGAUACAUCCCUACCUGUAACUAGUAGUUUUCCUCCAUUCAUUCCUAAUGUUUCUACAACAUGGCAGUCAGCAAUACAACCAACACCACUGUCUAUCAGUACUCCAGCUCCAAAAACAUCUACAGUUUUCCAUACCCACGCAGACACAGAGACAGCAGGAUGGCCUCAUUCCAGCAGUUCAAUGUCAUUCAUUCCAGAUAAAGCAACAUUCACUUCCUCAUCCUUCAGUGAUAGCAGUCACACAACUCAGUCACAAAAAGAACUGUUUUCAACACCAAUGGCUUCCACUAUACUGGUUACAGAAAGUUCAUCUUCUUCAAUAGCUAGCAGUAUUUCUUGGGUUACCUCUACAGUCUCAACAGUAGAUGAAGAAGUGCCAACCCCACACUCCUAUCUAAGCACAUCUCCUCAGGAAACAACAGUGGCAAUUUCCAAGACUCACUGGACACAAGGCAUAGGGACCACUGGAGACAUUCAUGUCAGCAGAAGCUCCAAUGUAACCCAAACCAUCAAAACAGUUACAUCUGCAUCUCCUUCAUCCUUACUAAGUGAACACACAUCUCAACAAACUAUAACAGCAAGCCCAGCAAGGCAGUCAACACCACUCUCUAGUAGCACCUCUUCUCAAGAAUCAUCAGUUGUUUCCCAGAUAGGUCAUACUCAAGGUCCACGGACCACACAAGAAUCCCAAACCACAAGUUUAAUCUUCCCCAUGACAGACACAAUCAAGACAGUCACAUCUGCAACUUCUCCUUUCAAAUCAAGUGGACAUUUGCCCUCAGAAAAUGUUCCUCAGGAUACACCCACCACAAGUGAAGUUACAGCCUUCACACCAGCACCCUCAAGGGACAGCCACACAACUCAGGUCGCUACCACUACCACAGAACUGUGGACAUCACCAACCAGUGCUGACACCAGCCCGGGAACAUUAAGAGGUACAUCACUUUCCAUUAAAAGCACCACUUUUCAGAGCUCUGUAGUUUCAACAACACUAGGCCCAAGAGGACAAUUAACAUCCCCUGCUUCUAGUGCCUCACCUGACACAUCAGCCAUUUCCCAAACCCACCAGACACAAAGCACAGUGACCACUGGAGAACCACAUACCAACACACCAGCCUCCUUGGUAACAGAUACCACCUUUUUGGCAGACACCAUCUUGGUGGGCACAGCUACAGCUUCUUCAUCUACAGCAAGCAGCCAAACAACUUUAGGAAGUGCUUUCCCGGGAAUAUCCACCUCAGAUAAGAUCAAGAGUUUCUCACCAACUUUCUCCAGGGAAAACCACAUAACUCAAUCAAAAACUGAAUUGUUGUCCUCUGCAGCAAGUCAUGACACUACUCCAGGAACCAUGGAAUUGGUGUCCAUUAUUGUCCCCAACACCUCUCAAGAAAUAUCAGCUGUUUCCCAGAAGGCUCGGACUCAAAUUAUAGGAAGCACCAGAGGAUCUGAAGCCAUAAGCUCAGUCUCCCAGGUGACUGACACCUUCUCAACAGUUACACCUCCACCUCCUUCAUCUACACCAAAUGUGCACAUGUUACCAAAAACCACUGCCCACACUCUGUCAUCUUCAGACACCAGCACAACACUUAUCUCCAACCCAGUCAGAGACAGCCACAGAACCCAAACAGCAAUGCCAACUUUGUUAUCUGGGGCAACCGAAGGGCCGACUACUGUUGUCUCUACCACCCUGAGUGAUGUAGCCUCUCAUUCUCCUUCUACAGUUUUGGUCACAAGUGAAGUCCAGAGAACAGCUCCAAGCUCAGCCCUCCAUAAAAACAUGACUGCAGUGACCAUUUCCCCUAUGGGUUCUGUCAGUAACUCCAUGACAAAUACCACGCAAGUCCCAACUUCCUCAGUGGGUGAGUCAAGCUCACCCAUUUCUGAGCAUCCUGCAACUGUUCAAACAGUAGCCUCUACUACUAACCCUACUACAAGGCCAAUGUAUAUGAGUUCUAAGAGUAAUCAUAACAGUGUUGCUGGAUCCAUACCAACUUUGUCAUUUCAACCUACAACAUAUUCUUCAAUCAAGACCACUCCUGAUACUUCUUCAGUGUCUAAGUAUUCUAAGAGUCCAUUGCCUACUCUACAGCCAUCCACAGACUAUGCUUUCUCUGACUUUACUUCCUCUGGUAAUAUGGGCACAGCUCAGACCAUAUCAAGUUUCUAUACUUCAACCAGUGACUCUUCAUUCUCUCAAUCAGCCCCUGGCCCCGCAGUCACCUGGAGCUCCACCACUCUAUUCACAGGGCACUCUGCUCCUCUGUCUGUUACCAGCACUUUCCCAGCAUCCACUGUAUCCUCAAGCUCCAUUGUGAAGACUCAGACACCAGGAGCAAUCACAACUUCACUGAGGACAGGCAGCCAGAAAAGCACAACAACAUCACUACCACCAACAACCUCCCAGACCCUUACAACGUCCACUCCCAGCACAUCUACAAGCAAACACUCAACUGCUGUCCCAGUCCCUAUCAAGCCCAAGAAAGGUGUUUCCCUCUUUCCCUAUGGACCAAGCGUUGGAGAUCAGGAGUUUGUCAGGAGAACUGUGGACUUCACCUCACCACUCUUCAAGCCCCAGAUUGGCUUCCCUCUUGGCUCCUCUCUCCGGGAUUACCUCUAUGUGAGUCUGCAGCUGCAGCCCAAAGGGCAGGACAUGUGACCUGCUU